Messenger RNA from Dicentrarchus labrax (European seabass), 6735 nucleotides. RefSeq names its product MINDY lysine 48 deubiquitinase 2 (gene mindy2). The transcript has 9 exons. Gene Ontology annotation, cellular component: cytosol; cell periphery. The coding region runs from base 610 to 2613 and encodes 667 amino acids. NCBI's taxonomy places the organism in Eukaryota, Metazoa, Chordata, Actinopteri, Moronidae. The record is from RefSeq and is a predicted model, not a curated record. Gene Ontology annotation, molecular function: cysteine-type deubiquitinase activity; K48-linked deubiquitinase activity; cysteine-type carboxypeptidase activity. Gene Ontology annotation, biological process: protein K48-linked deubiquitination.
UGUACCCAACUACAGAAAUAAAAAGACUCUUUUUUAUUAAUGAACGUUCAAAUUCACACCCUACCUACUGUCAACUGUCGCGUAGUAUCUGAAGUCUCGUUUAUCCGGACAGUAGUACAACCACGGAGGUCUGGCUACGCGAGAUUUGUGCGGCCUCACAAACGGGCGAGCACUCGUACACAAGGCGGCCACGGCAGGUUCUGUUCAUGCUACAUUCACGAGUCCUCGUAAAAAAGAGAAACUUCAACUAUGAAGAUGGAGCAAGCUACACACCCUAGUGACCCUAAUGAGGUUUCUGAGCCAGUGCAUUUAAAAAAACCAAACAAAAAACCGUUUAGUUCCCUGUAUACACUCACUGUAAUCUCCUAAUGAGAGAUAUAGUUACUUGGGUCUAGGAUGGGUCCCAUCUUUUAAUCUGAGCGAUAUUCAUAACUAUAAAUAAUUAAUACGAGUGCACUCAAACGCACCACCGCCUGGCCUACCCGCCCCUCGCUCGGCCUGAAAGCAAUACACUCUGAUGACGUCACUCGCAGAGUUGUCAUGGCGUCUUUGGGACCGAAGCUGCUGCUGCAAUUUAGCUAAAAAUCUGUCGACAGUCUGUAAAUCGAAAUGGAGAAAAAUGCGACCCUGCAUCGAGACACUGACGGGAGCUCUUUGUGUGCCACGAUCGCGGGAGAGAUGGGCGACGUUACGGCUGUCGGCGGAGUGAAAGGAACAGCCGAGAAAUGCAAGAAUAGUGAGGCUCCUCUCAGUACUUUGGUUAACGUUAGUUGUAAUAACAGCACCACUAAUGUGAGUGCUCCCAGCGCCGUUAAUGUCACUCCCACUGCCGGGAAGUCCGACGUACCGGGAGCGAUCGAAGUCCUCUCCGUGCAGGAUGGUAACAAGAAGGACACCGCGGCGAGCGGGUCGUGGUCGGGGUCCGGGUCCGGGGACCAGAUCAGUAACGGGAUGGGGCAUGACUCGGUGCUGGCUGCAGAAGAUAGCGAGGGUGGUGCCUCAAAGUUAGUAAACAACAAAACCGACGGGCCGGCCUCACCUCCCGCUAAGGAGAGCACAGAUGUGCGGGAUGCGGGUUUGGCUCGUGGAGAAAGUGAAUCCACAAAACUUGCCAAACCGACUCAUCUGUGUCCGGACAAUGCAAUCACAGCAAACGUCAAGUCGGGGCUGUCCGGUGAUCACACCUUAUCGGAGGGAUUGCCGAGUGGGAGUGACCCCGAUCCCAGCCUCGGUGGAGAGUCCCGAAGCAUAGAUUCACUCGAGUCCUUCUCCAACCUCAACUCCUGCCCCAGCUCCGACCUGAACAGCGAGGGGCUGGAGGACAGGGGACUGGCCCUGGCCCUGCAGAACGAGUACGGGGCUGAUGGGACAAAGACUUCGUGCGCUAAGGACCGGGCCGCCGGCCAGUCUAUAUACCACAUUAAGUGGAUCAAAUGGAGGGAGGAGAAUACGCCGAUCAUCACCCAGAACGAGAACGGCCCCUGUCCAUUACUGGCAAUUAUGAAUGUCCUUCUGCUCGCAUGGAAGGUUAAGAUGCCACCUAUGAUGGAAAUUAUAACUGCUGAGCAACUGAUGGAGUAUCUUGGAGACUACAUUCUGGAAACCAAGCCUAAAGAGAUAUCAGAGGCUCAGCGGCUAAACUAUGAGCAGAACAUGAGUGAUGCUAUGGCAGUGCUGCACAAGCUGCAGACAGGCCUGGACGUGAAUGUGAAGUUCACAGGGGUGCGAGUCUUCGAGUACACCCCAGAAUGCAUUGUGUUUGAUCUGCUGGACAUCCCUCUCUACCACGGCUGGCUGGUUGACCCCCAGAUGCAUGACAUUGUCAAGGCAGUGGGUAACUGCAGCUACAACCAGCUGGUAGAGAAGAUAAUAUCCUGCAAACAGUCAGACAACAGCGAGCUGGCAGGGGAAGGCCUCGUGGCAGAGCAGUUCCUGAACAGCACAGCCACUCAACUGACGUACCAUGGCUUAUGUGAGCUCACAUCCACUGUACAGGAGGGAGAGCUCUGUGUAUUUUUCAGGAAUAACCACUUCAGCACCAUGAUCAAAUACAAGGGCCAGCUGUACCUCCUGGUUACAGACCAGGGUUUCCUGACAGAGGAGAAGGUCGUCUGGGAGAGUCUGCACAACGUCGACGGAGACGGCAACUUCUGUGAUUCUGAAUUCCGGUUGCGGCCUCCUUCUGAUCCAGAGACUGUGUACAGAGGCCAGCAGGAUCAGAUAGACCAGGACUAUCUGAUGGCACUGUCACUGCAGCAGGAGCAGCAAAGUCAGGACCUACAGUGGGAGCAACUCCCAGAGGGCAUCAGUGACCUAGAGCUGGCAAAAAAGCUUCAGGAGGAGGAGGACCGACGAGCCUCCCAGUACUACCAGGAGCAAGAGCAGGAGCAGGCGGCUGCAGCAGCUGCAGCAGCAGCGCAGCAAGGCCAGCAUGAGCCCGCAGACGGAGACGAGGCAGACAGAGGAGGUGCAGGAGCAGGCGGAGCAGCAGCCGGUGGUGCUGGGACGGCGGCGGCAGCCGGAACCACACCAAGCCCGGGAAAACAGUCCUCUAGCGGGGAGCGCAAAGCCAAGAAAGAAUCGAAGGAUAAAGACAAAUGUGUUAUUUUGUAACAUACAGCGUGUCUGUGUGUGUGUGUGUGUGUGUGUGUGUGUGUGUGUGUGUGUGUGUGUGUGUGUGUGUGUGUGUGUGUGUGUGUGUGUGUGAGAGAGAGAGUGUUUUGUGCAUUUGCUUAUCUGUGAGAAAGGGGACAGCAUUUGUUUCUCCAUGGACUGGACGGACAUCGCGCAGCCCCCACUUGAUGACAAACAAGGGAAGGAGACGUUUAAGGCAAGGCGCGACGAGACUAACGGAGGAUUUGCUGUUCCCAAACCACUGGUGCCUGCUAUCCUCUUUCCUCAGUGGAACCUGGACAUCAGAGGAAGGGACACUACAACGACAACUACCCCGUAUCUUUCAUAGAGUCGGCCAAACUUUGUUACAAGUUGCACAGUGCACUAUAUUUGUGAUGUGGGGUCUAGUUUAUUCGGGGUGGUAUGUUUUAUAGCAAAAGACAUAAUCUGAAGAAACAAACCGUCACCCUCUCGCCAUGUUCUUUUCCAAAAAAGAAACCAUUCAUUUCAUUCAUAUUUUUCAUUAUUGCAGAUUAUAAGCUUUUUUUUGUACGUAUCAUUAUUUACAAAACGUAUAUAGACAGACCCAUUUUUUUUGGUUUUCAUUGAGUUUGUUAAGUUAGAUGCCAAGAUUUACAUUUUAUUUAUGUAUCUGUGUACAAGGUAGCUUUUGGGAGAGGUUUUAUUUUUGUCUGUAUGCUGAGAGGGAUUUUCUCAUAAUAUUGCCUGUUGGAAAUCAGUGUAACACUAUUUGUGUCCCCUCUGAAACACUAUGUACUGAAGGGUUAAAUAAUGCCAGAUAGCUGCCAGAUACUGUAGCUACCUAACAAUACUCAUCACAGCUUGCCCUGUUCAGAUUUUGCCUUACCAGAGUAUGGCAGUGUUGUAUUCUGCUCUGUCUGAAUGUGAAUGUGUGUCUGUUUUCAUGUGUAUGGUAUGUACAGUACACGUGUGCUACGUGGUAUAAUGGCGUAUGGUAUACAUGUCUCAUUAACUGAGCAUCGCUUUAUGUAACAAGUUUCAAUUUGGAAAUAGCCAAAACUUUUACACUGUAUUAGUUAAGCUACAAAUUUGGGACAUUUAAUGUCUUUUAUGUUGUGAUUCUGUUUCACAAAAACUACGUUUGGACAGUCAAACUGAGAAUAACGUUGCGGAUUUUAACUGAGGAAUUUGUCUGAAUCUGAUGUUUGUGUGUAAGACACAACUAGCUUUUGUCAGACUAGAUUCGUGUUAGAUGGCACCCGGUUUUGAGUGUAUGGCCCUUUUUCUUUCUCAUUGUCUCUUCUGGCAACGUCUUAAAGAGAUGCAGUGUGCGUGCAACCUCCUCCGUUAGUUUCUGGAUGUAGAAGUUCCACUGCAGCCAGGUUUUGAAAAGAAAUACCACAGAAUUCCGUAAGUUGCAUGUGAUAUUUCUUUAAACUAGGAAAGUUCAAUUAUUAUUUGUGAACAUGUACUACUUCUUUUCCACAAACAUGAAUCCAAACCCCGAAAUCUGUGAUGUUUCCACUCCCAGUUACAAUGUUGGGAACCGGACUUGUGUCAUGCCGUAGAAAGUUACAUUAGCCCUUCUGUAGGAUCAGAGAGACGUUAAUUCAUCUGUUACCUGUGGAAAAUAAAGCCUAAAGUUCACAAAUUGAGCGGUCCUGGGUGGCGUAGGACAUGCACUCUGAAUACUGCAAUUCUUUGGUAUCACUUUUUAACUCGUGUGCAUUUCACUUCAGCAUUGAGCGUGCAAACACAUGAUGUACAUAUUUAUCUAAUGCAUUCUUAUAAUGGAAUUUAGCUAGUGGUCUGUGCCAUUAUUGUACCAUGGGACUGCCUCCUGAGAAACUUUUUCUAUCUAUACAUUCCAAUUGGAUGCCUUGACUCAAGCCUUCUGUUACAGACUGAGGGAGACAGUUGUCAUGGGAAGUCUUUUGCAGUGCUUGUAAAGUGGUCAUUAGGACAGGACGAUUACAUCGAGGCAGAGGGCUAUCUACUGUGUGGAAACCCCUCUCUUAUGGGCUUCAUGUGAUGGCCGGAGUCUUAAGCUCCAUGUUUGUUUGGCCCUAACAAGGCUAUGUUUUGUAUAUAUAUGUAUAUAUAUAUAUAACGCCUUACAACAUUUCAACAUAAUUUAUAGGACAAAAGGAAACAGGCGUAUUAUCCUGAAUGAGACAAUCCAUGCAUUUUUUUUCCACAUGAACAUCAGAAAUACUCUCAGGCUUUUUCUGAAGGGACAUAUCCUCGGGUGUCUGCUACGUAUCGGCACAGUUCCUCGGCCUGUAGUCACUUUUUCAGUCACAACUUUAAGUAUCUUGUGUAUGUGUACACACAACUAUGUUGACACUUUGAAGAACUUAACACUAUAUUAUUUAAGACACUCAUUGUUGAACAUCUCACUCAAACAAACAACGACUUAAGCUGCUCUUCUCGUGUUAACUUGGACUACCUGAUGAAAAAUAAAACCUCCUUGCACAGGGUUAAGGAAUAUUGUUAAUUAUGUACACAUUUCAUUGACUCCUUAGCAGUUUUUCCCCCAUGCAGCUUAAAUAAGUAACAUAAACAUAAGGUGAAAGCAAGAAGGGAGAGGCGGGAGGCAUUCUGGCAACAUUUUUGUUUUGUUUUUUUGUCUGUCUUUCUGUGAGUUUCACUCAUUCAUUGGCCCGUCAAGUGAACAUGCUGAUUAAACAUUCCAGUGGAAGUUUAAAAAAAUUUAACUUCACUUAGGGCAGUUUUGAGUUGAUAUGGAACAUUUUAUGUUGGUUGGUGUUUGUAUGAGUGAAAAGAUGGCAGAGUGACACAUGGCACACAUUUUUUUAUCAUUAUUUCAGAUUUACUACUGUGCAUUAGCUUGCUAUCCCUAGUCAUUAUUACCAGAAUUUGAUAUUUUUUGUUGUAAUGUGUUUGUUUCCCCCUAGUUUCUAAAAUGAAUCGAUCAGAAGGAUAUUGUGUGUUCAGUGUCUCAAAGUGGUUUCUUGUAUGCCUUGUAAAAGUGAUGGUGGGGUAAAUGCUGUAAAAUUUGUGUUUUGACAAGGUGGUUGUUGAACAAAUUGUUGUCGUAAUUUGGUUUUGCACUGUUACAUUGAUAUGCACUAACAGAAGAGAAACAUACCUCAUUUUAUACAGAACAUAAAUUGUGCAAGAGUGCUAUUGUUCUCUGGGUACCUUUAAAAAAAAAAAAAAAAAAAAAAACUGAAUAAUGGCCAAAAUAAUUAUCUGAAGGUGGUAGCGGGAGCUUAAGCCAGCUGAAUAAUAUUAAUUUGUAAAAGUAUGAAAGGGCUGUUUAAACGUUUUGGCUUAAAAGGAACGAGUACAUUUGUUAAAAAAUAGUACCACGUCAAUAGAACUUGCUGCAAUUUGAUAUAUUCAGAUUAGCGGUACACCUAUACCAGUACAAAGGCCUGAGUACCAGGACACGGCUCACAGACGAUGAGGAAGGAAUGAAUUACAACAACAGAUGGAUGGCUGUCGAAUUGUCUAACGACUAAGACGCGUUCGUCUACGAAGUACUGAAGAAAACACUGGUACUCGAACCAAUCAGCAAAAAAAUGGUGUAGGUGCACCCCUAAUUCAGGUAGUUAUUUUUCCAGUCCAUUUAACUACACAACUUUUCAAAUAUGCUCAGACUUUUACAACAAAACAGGGAAAAAAGGCUGCUUUAUAAGGCUUGAGUGUUGUCAUCUAUGUAGCAGAGGGAAAUGUUCAUUCUUAUUGUAUGAGACACACAUCCAGACUGCUGAACAAUCUAAAGGGAGACAUAUUCUUGAACGCAAUAUCAAACUCCCAGAUUUUACUUUGUGGUGCAUGUAUAUUGUGGACUGAAAAGUUAUGCAGAGUAAAAAUUUUAGUAACUACCCCAAGGAUAUCAUUUCCACUGUAUGGCCCAUUGUGUUUAUAGUUCACAUAAAACAUACAAGCGAAAGGAAGGCGUUUGUGAAUAAGGAAGGUUACUCAUUUGUGUUGAUUUCAAUGUUCAUCUAUUUACAUAAAUGACCAAAUAAUGUAUGUAGCCUUUCACAUUACAGUCACAUAAUGUAUCUGGUGAUAUAUAUAUAUAUAUAUAUAUAUAACAAAAUGCCUUAUAGACGAGGGACAUUCAACCUGAUUAGAAGUACCAGGAUAAUAAAAGACUAAGAUCAA